AUGGGAGUGGUUAGUAAAGGAACAUUUUUGUUCAGAAAGUUUUCAGGCAAGGAAGCAACAGGAAGUGCAGCAAAUCGAGCUAAGUUGAAGAUGCUUCAUCAUUAUUUUGGGCGGAAAAGAUGGCAAUCCACGGAUUGGCAACAAUUUUUCUUUGAGACCCGUAAGAAAGAUAACAAGCUUGUUGAACCUGAAGCAAUUGAAAAACAUGCUCAAAUCGAAGAAAUAGUUCAAGCUGAUCCAUCUCUACCUAGCAUAGAGAUUGUAGAAAAAUGUUGUGGACCUCAAACUCGUAGCCAUGUGUUUGGAUUUGGGGGUGGAGUGAACGCGAAAGACUUGAAAGGUGGAACUUCUUCAAAGGCUGAAUUACUGUCCGCGCUACGUUCAACUCGAGAAGAAAACAAAUCUUUGAAUGAGGAAAACAAAUCCUUGAAUGAGCGCUUGUCUACCUUAGAAGAUAAGAUGAAAGAAAUGAGGAAAAUGAGAGAGUACUUCACUGCUCAACAAUCACAUGUCCCGCUUACGACGACAUCGCCUAUUUCAACUGAAUGA
Messenger RNA from Nicotiana attenuata, 549 nucleotides. RefSeq lists its product as uncharacterized. The record is from RefSeq and is a predicted model, not a curated record. The coding region runs from base 1 to 549 and encodes 182 amino acids. The transcript is spliced from 4 exons. Lineage: Eukaryota; Viridiplantae; Streptophyta; Magnoliopsida; Solanales; Solanaceae.